AAUACCGUAAUUGUUAAAAGGAAACCUUCGCACGAAACAUUCCCCAUCUUCAGGCUUUCACGUCCCUCCCUGCAGGUGUUGUCCAGGUGGAGCAGACUGCUUGGUGCCAGUCUGGAAAUGGAUUGUCUCCCCGGGUGUUAAAAGUUAAUAACCAGAAAACAAGGAAAUGUCACGCUUUCGAUAAAAGCACGACAGAAAGCCUAAGUGCAGCUCUUUUGUUUUUAUAAUAAAACUGCAUCUAUUAGUCAAAUAUGUAAUAAAACGCAUUCAAAUAAACAUUCCCUUUCUUCUUGUAUAUAAGUAAUAGGCGAAAUACAAGUGAACAUUUUUCACUGUUCGGUUUUAUAUUUGCAUAACGUACACAAUAAGUUCCGUUGCUUUUAUAACUAUUAAAAACUUAUUACGACGCUUCAAGAGCAUUUUCCAAACAUAAAAUUAAUACUCGAAACACCUGUAAUAAAUGCAAUCUACUGCAAUAAACAUAAAGAAGAAAUUACGCCCAGAACACCUGUACGACCCAAGGCUUUAUCUGUUCGUGUUUCAAACAAUAGGGAUUUUCACCCUCUUUGCUUACAUUCAUUUGACCGAAUACACGUGUUAGACAUGACAAGUUAUAAAGCCCAGCAGAAGGAAGAGAUCUCAUUUGAGAAAAACAACUCGAAGAUGAAGAUCGGCUGGUACAUUUUGUGUAUUUUAAUUUGUUAUCUCUUAACAGAAGUAGAUGCCAGGCGGUCUAAUAAUCGAAAUAGAAGACAAAGAUUACGUCAGACUCGACCCUCUUCUAAUCCGUAUACUUCUAUAUACGGAGAAUGGUCUUCGUGGGGUCGCUGUAAUCAUAAAUGUAGACAAGCGAGAAGUAGAGAGUGCUAUGCACCAUCUUACUGCAUUCCAAAAAAUUUGAGACAAACCAAGAGAUGUUCCGUUUGCCCUCGAAAAUUCGAAAUUAUACCUUUACGCGAGCAGUCCGAUUCCUCCAGAAAUGGUAGGGUUCGAAUCGAAGCUAAGAUGUUAAAGGAAUUACAGAAUGCAGUGUAUUCGGAAUGGUCCGAUUGGGCUCCGUGUAACGUAAGAUGCGUCACCAGCAGACAGAGAAGAUGUCUUGUACCCGAAGCAUGCGCUGGUAACACGCUGCAACAAAAUGCUAUCUGUUACGAGAAGAGUUCUCCGUGCGAGAAAGAUUGGAGAAAAAAGCUGGAGAAAUUCGGAAACAAUAAAUAUAACGAUUCAUUAAAUGGGCAGAAUGUUUUACACGAACUUGAUUUUCAGGAAUGUGGGAUAUCUCUAUCAACAAAGGAUUCUUUUUUAAGAAUUAUUGGCGGAAGAGAAGCUUUGCAGGGAAGUUGGCCUUGGCAGGUCGCGGUUUUAAACAGACAGAAACAAUUUUACUGUGGAGGUAGUCUUAUUUCUCCGAAAUGGGUGGUAACUGCCGCUCAUUGUGUUAGAAGACAGAUGUAUAUCAGAGCCGGAGAAUAUAACUUAAAUGCUAACGACGGCACCGAACAAGAUGUAAAAGUGGAUGAAUAUUUUAUACACGAAGAGUUUGAUCCCGUGAUCGUUGAUAAAGACAUUGCUUUGUUAAAAUUAGAACAUAAUGUCGUGAUCACAGAUUAUGUUAAACCCGUUUGUCUGCCGAAAUCUGACGAUAUGUUACACAGUCGCAAUCGUGGAACCAUUUUGGGAUGGGGGAAACGUCGUGAUAACUCUGAAUACGGAGCUGAUAUUUUACGUCAAGCCGAAGUUCCCAUCGUAGAUUUAGAAGAAUGUAGAGACGAAUAUGAAGAGUACGAAAUUACGGAUGAUAUGAUUUGUGCGGGUUAUAAAAGAGGAAGAGUGGAUGCGUGUACGGGUGACAGUGGUGGAUCGCUCCUAUUAAAAACUGAUAAUAAAUGGUAUUUAUAUGGAGUCACUAGUUUUGGAGAAGGAUGCGGAGAGGAAGGAAAAUAUGGAAUAUAUGCUAAUGUGCCCAACUUUGUGAACUGGAUAAAAUGGACUGUAGCGCAAUUCUCUUGAAAAUAAUAAUAAUCUUCUAUUGUGUUUCUUUUAUCAUUAUAUAGCUAUGCUAUAAAUACAUAAGAUAUUUUAUUUCAGUUGAAAUAUUUUCUGUU
Molecule: messenger RNA, 2105 nt
Organism: Centruroides sculpturatus (bark scorpion)
Lineage: Eukaryota; Metazoa; Arthropoda; Arachnida; Scorpiones; Buthidae
Product: enteropeptidase-like
Exons: 4
Coding region: 604-2010 (468 amino acids)
Biological process (GO): proteolysis
Molecular function (GO): serine-type endopeptidase activity
Source: RefSeq, a predicted model, not a curated record